Molecule: messenger RNA, 1955 nt
Organism: Chrysochloris asiatica (Cape golden mole)
Lineage: Eukaryota; Metazoa; Chordata; Mammalia; Afrosoricida; Chrysochloridae
Gene: FBXW4
Product: F-box and WD repeat domain containing 4
Exons: 9
Coding region: 64-1827 (587 amino acids)
Biological process (GO): SCF-dependent proteasomal ubiquitin-dependent protein catabolic process
Cellular component (GO): SCF ubiquitin ligase complex
Molecular function (GO): protein binding
Source: RefSeq, a predicted model, not a curated record
GCCGCAGGUGUGAGGGGCGGGCCCAGGCCUCGGUCGGCGCCGUCCCAUGUGACCCGGCCCGACAUGGUGUCGCCUCCUCCCGAGGCGCCAGCAGCGGCGGCGGCUUGGAAUUGUUUCCCGGUUGGGCCGGCCCCGCGGCCCCUCAUGGGCAGCCGGGGCCGCUCGGGGCCGCCUGGGAACGGUGGGCUGGGCGAGGGCGAGGGUGGAGAGGCGAAGAAACCGCAAGAAGAAAGAGUCGUAAAGGGGAAGCAUAGGAAAGGGAAAGGAAAAGCGAGCUCAGGGCGAGGCGGAAGAGGAAGCGGAGCGGAAGGGAAGUCGGGGCCGCCGAAGACGAAGAAGGCAGCGGGGCUGGGGGCUGAAGCGGGAGCGAGGGCAAGGCUGGGGGACGAAGGAGAGUUAGGUGAAAGUGAGGAGGAAGGCGCUAGAAAGAUCGAGAAGGGAGAUGAGAGCACAGGGUUGGGGAAGGAAACAAAAGGAAGAGAAGAUGGGAAAGCAGAGGACAAGAGAGUCAGGACUGGGUGGCGGGAAGACGAAAUGUCGGGGACAGCAGAGGCACCAGGGGGUCACGCGUGCGGUGGCAAUGCCAGGAAAGAGGUGACCAUGGCGGCGGCAGCCGAGGAGGAGGCGGUGGCUCCGGAGUCACCCUCCAGUCCCGCCUCGGAGCCCGCGCUCUGGCGCCUGCCGGAGGAGCUGCUGCUGCUCGUCUGCUCCUACCUGGACAUGCGGGCCCUUGGCCGCUUGGCCCAGGUAUGCCGCUGGCUGCGGCGCUUCACCAGCUGCGACCUGCUCUGGCGCCGGAUAGCCCGGGCCUCGCUCAACUCCGGCUUCACGCGGCUCGGCACCGACCUGAUGGCCAGUGUUCCAGUGAAGGAACGGGUGAAGGUGUCUCAGAACUGGAGGUUGGGGCACUGCCGAGAAGGGAUUCUGCUAAAGUGGAGAUGCAGUCAGAUGCCCUGGAUGCAGCUAGAGGGGGAUUCUCUGUACAUAUCCCAGGCUAAUUUCAUCCUGGCUUACCAGUUCAGACCAGAUGGUGCCAGCUUGAACCGCCGGCCCCUUGGAGUCUUUGCUGGGCAUGAUGACGAUGUUUGCCACUUCGUGUUGGCCAACUCACAUAUUAUCAGUGCAGGGGGAGAUGGGAAGAUUGGUGUUCAUAAGAUUCACAGCACCUUCACUGUCAAGUACUCAGCUCAUGAACAGGAGGUGAAUUGUGUUGAUUGCAAAGGAGGCAUCAUUGUGAGUGGCUCCAGGGACAGGACGGCCAAGGUAUGGCCUUUGGCUUCAGGCCGGUUGGGGCAGUGCUUACACACCAUCCAGACUGAAGACCGAGUCUGGUCCAUUGCUAUCAGCCCAUUGCUCAGCUCUUUUGUGACAGGGACAGCUUGCUGUGGGCACUUCUCACCCCUAAGAAUCUGGGACCUCAACAGUGGGCAGCUUUUGACACAUCUGGGCAGUGAUUUUCCUCCAGGGGCUGGGGUGCUGGACGUCAUGUACGAGAGCCCUACCACACUCCUGUCCUGUGGCUAUGACACCUAUGUUCGCUAUUGGGACCUCCGCACCAGUGUCCGGAAGUGUGUCAUGGAAUGGGAGGAGCCCCACGACAGCACCCUGUACUGCUUGCAGACAGAUGGGAACCACCUGCUGGCUACAGGCUCCUCCUACUACGGCGUUGUGCGGCUAUGGGACCGGCGCCAAAGGGGCUGUCUGCAUGCCUUCCCGCUGACAUCAACCCCACUUAGCAGCCCUGUGUACUGCCUGCGGUUCACCACCAACCAUCUCUAUGCUGCACUCUCUUACAACCUCCAUGUCCUGGAUUUUCAAAACCCAUGACAAGUCAGGGCCACCUCGACCUGUGGGCUAAGCAAGCCAGCUACUCAGGGACCCCUCCUGCAUGGAGAGGACAGUGACUACCGCCAACCCCCGCCCCACUUGCCUGUGCUCCAUCUGUGACCACAGUG